GACAUAUACACACAUACACAUGCACAUGCUACAUUUUAUUAUAUAUAAGAGUAACGCGCUAGUAAACCCUAAACGGGCCUACGUCACGUUAAAUAAACCUUCACAUUAAGUAAGUAUAAAUACCUGAUUUGAGCUACAGAAGAUAAGAAUUGUUGCAGUCGGCUGCAACUGACUGCGUAAUACUCGUGCACAGCUCACAAUAAGCUACCCUCAAAAAUGUUUAAUAAAAUAGAUAUCUUUAAAUCGAUCUUUGGGGCAGCUUGUUGUCAACCACUACUCCACUCCAGCCCUAAAGCUGUGAACUUUCGAGGAGCUUGUCGUCAGUCUUCAUUACAAAUUUUGCCAUUCUGGCUCCAAAGCUGUGAAAGAUACAGAGUUUUCCGAUGAUGACGCUAAGCUCGCUUGCUGACGCUUGCGAUUCUCAACAAGUUAAAGUUUCGUAAAGGGAAUACAGCGAUUGAACCGAUGGGUUUCAAUAUCCAUGCAACUCCAAGCAGAACCUUUAACAUUUUGUUUUUUAAUUGAAUGUACCUUUGCUAAUUUGAAUUUGUCAGCAUUAUAUAUUAUAACUGAUUAUUAAAUUCGUAUACAAUUACAAUUAAUUCUGCUAAAAAAAAUUGAAAACUGAGCUGACUCGAAUUUCAUUUUCACAGAGCUACAUUUUUUGAAUACACUUAUAAAGAGUAUAUUAACAUUGUCAUAAAAUAUGCAAAGCGUCGACAUUGAAUACAAAGAUACUUUUAAUCGGACUUUAUCUAUAGAUUAUAUGUAGCAAAUCUGAUUUGGUUGAUAGAUAGAUAGAUAAAUAUUAGUUAAAGAGUUAGUUUGGUCGAAAACUAAGUUAUUGUUUGAGUUAAUUCGAUCGAACCCAGCAUUUAUUAGUUUUCCUACGCUUCUUAUAUGUAAGACAUAUCUUAUUAAAUCGCACUUCCAUAACUCAAUGGGAAGAAUGUAAAUGAAUUUUAAGAAUAUCUUCACUAACUCAACAAUUAGGCGCUUUACUUAAGCGCAAGCCAUAGUUCCAGAAGGAUAUUUAAUUUUCGGCAUGCUGUUGCGUUCCUUCCGGUUCUUUUCCUGUUUUUAGCUAUAAUUUAUCAUAGAUUUUUUGCGACUCGCGCUAGCCACGUUUUUCGAUGUUUGGGCUAUUAAACAAAUGAGCUGCACAUUUAGCCAUUCCAGCAAGUUGGCCAUUUAUCAGUGUCAGCACGUGGCAACGCUGAAAUUCCACGACAGGAUUCAGUUGCGCCAUGUCCUCGCUAACGGUUACACUGCGCGUGCUGGCCGCGCUAGCCACAAUUGUCGGUUGCAACGUCUACAGGUUUAUGCCGCACAGUUGCACGUUCCGGCGUCGGCCGAAUAUGCAACGUCUGAUCUCGCUGAUGCACAGCGUCUGGCUGCGUCCGUGGAUAUUCAUUGCCAGCUAUUUGCAUGCGAGAUUUUUUAUUCUACAUUUUCUGCUGACCAUCUCGGAGAAUGUGGCAGAUAAUGAUAAGGCCCUAACGUUGGUGUAUUAUCUAAGUGCCCUGGCAAUGAAAUAUCAGAAUAUAAUCGCAUCCAUUUUUAUCACAUAUAUUUAUAAGUAUCAUCUGAAGAACAUUGAGCGGACUCUCAAUGAGUUUGCGAAUAUUUAUCAGCGAUUUAUAAGACGCUUUGGCCAUGCACCGCGCAUCAAUUGGUGGCUCUUUAUUGUUUAUUUUACGGAAUGGUUUAGUCUUGCAAUUCCGGUCCUCCGGCCAAGUGGUUUCACUCGAGUACCCUAUGUGGGCGAGAAGUCGCCGAUGAACACCUUUCUGAGCUGUUCAGCUGUGCUCUUUGUCAGCCUGCAGCCAUUCUUUUUGUCCCUGCUGGCGCACUUGGGAUUUUUGCUGCUGCACGGAUACUACGAGAAGGAGCACCAGCUGCUGCUGCAAUCUAAACAACCACGCACAGAUGAUGUUCAUGAGGAGCUAUUGGAAAACUAUGUAGCCUUAAUGAAACUGAGACAACACUUUGAGCUGCUGUUGCGUCCAUUUGUGUGUGUUGGCAUGUUUUCGGAGCUGAACAGUUGCAUGUGUAGCUUCCACCUACUGCUGUAUGAUAAACAUAAAUUGGGCUAUCUGCUCUAUACAAUUCUCGGUGCUCUGAUAUAUCCCUUGUGCUUUGUAUACCAGAGCCAGUUCAUCAAAUCGGUUGAGCAACAGUUUGGGCAUGAAUUGCUCAGAUUUAAGAACAAUGGCAGGCGACAAAAGCAGGUCAGUUCGAAAUGCAAAAUGCAUGUAUUAUCGCUAAGGUUGGCUAGUUGAUAUUCUCUUUUGCAGCUACAAAUCUUCUGUCAUUACAAAUUGGUCUCUUAUUACACCUUGGAUCGCAGCAUGUUUAAUA
Messenger RNA from Drosophila virilis, 2361 nucleotides. RefSeq names its product Gustatory receptor-like 36b (gene Grl36b). NCBI's taxonomy places the organism in Eukaryota, Metazoa, Arthropoda, Insecta, Diptera, Drosophilidae. The record is from RefSeq and is a predicted model, not a curated record.